AUGGUGGUGGAUAGUGGUUCGGUGAUAGUGAAAGGAGGGUCGGUGAUGGUGGUUGUCAGGGAUGUCACGACAUGGUUCGUGACAGACUCGGUGACAGGGGCGGCCGCUGGGGUGGCCGGAGGAGCAGAAGGACGGCGACUUCGGGUGCCGUGGGCCGGAGGAGAAGUCACCACGGGAGAGGACGGACGAGAGGCCGAAGGGCGACGGGAGGACGAUGGAGGAGCAGCCGGGAGACGCGACGGGCCGGCCACAGGAACGAAGGGCGACGGCGAAGGAGGCGACGAGCGGGAGGCCGGCGAGGUACGGCGAACCGACCGGAGAGACGAAGAUGGUACCCGCGAACGGGGGACAGACGCUGGAGUCUGGGGAGGGGGGAAAGGCGAAGAGACGGAGGGACGGGGCGGGACGUCCCGAGCAGAGGAAACGGGACAGAAGGAGCAGGGACCAGAUGUGCAUGAAGCACAACGGAGGGCUUUGUUUACGAAAAGGUGGACUCACCGACAACGAUCACACGCUUCAUCAACACCAACCGCGACCCAACGUCCAGGCUCGGACUUCAUCUUCUCCCACAAAUACUCUUCUUCCCGCAAUGAUCUCUUCACCCGUUUGGGCGAAGGCUCCCCUCUGGGAGAAGGAGGGGGAGCAGCAACGGCGGCGGCGACGGCAGGGUGGUUGACGGCAGCAGCAGGACUAGUGGCGGCGGCAGCGGCGAUGGCGUCGGCGGGGGGGAGAACCCCGGAAGAGGAGGAAGAGGAAGAGGGAAAAGAGGAAGAAGAGGAAGAGGAAGAAGAGGAAGAAGAGGAAGAAGAGGAAGAAGAGGAAGAAGAGGAAGAAGAGGAAGAAGAGGAAGAAGAGGAAGGAGAGGAAGAAGAGGAAGAAGAGGAAGAAGAGGAAGAAGAGGAGAGAGAACGGUGUCGUUUCUGGCCCACGAUUUGGGCAGGGGGGGGGAACAUGAACGGCUGCGAGUUAGCAAUGUCUUGGAGAACUAAAGAACAGAUAAACAAGGCCAAGUUCGGCGAAGGUGUGAGAGGGUGGACGAAGGACUCACGCUCAGAACUAUCUACGUCGUUGUCCUCUACACUAAUCACCUCCACAUCAUCAUCCGGGUAUUCCUCCAACUCGCUUUCGCCCUCACUAUCAAUCCUACGCUCCCGAUCUUCAUCAUCCUCACUUUCUUCGGUGUCGGGCCCAUCACUCGACUCCGAGCCCCCACUGAGCGAGUCCUGGUCGGACGAGGACGGAGACUCACCAGGACGAAAGGCGGGCGUCCUACGGCGAGGGCCGGGAGGACCGGAUACGGGGACAAGAAAACCAGACACGGGGGAGGGAGAACCAGGGGGCGGAGAAGCGGAGCGAGGAGGCGAGGCAGCGCCAGACGGCUCCCCCAGGGAGAGAGUGCCGAGGCCAAGGGAGGAGACUUGGCGAGAUCUGUCGCCGAAAGAAACUGAACAUCAGCCAAGUUCGGCGAGGUGA
Molecule: messenger RNA, 1473 nt
Organism: Tremella mesenterica DSM 1558
Lineage: Eukaryota; Fungi; Basidiomycota; Tremellomycetes; Tremellales; Tremellaceae
Exons: 2
Coding region: 1-1473 (490 amino acids)
Source: RefSeq, a predicted model, not a curated record